Messenger RNA from Octopus sinensis (East Asian common octopus), 4279 nucleotides. RefSeq names its product multidrug resistance-associated protein 1-like. Bases 1 to 4017 code for a protein of 1338 amino acids. Gene Ontology annotation, molecular function: ATP binding; ATP hydrolysis activity; ABC-type transporter activity. The transcript has 27 exons. Gene Ontology annotation, cellular component: membrane. The record is from RefSeq and is a predicted model, not a curated record. Gene Ontology annotation, biological process: transmembrane transport. NCBI's taxonomy places the organism in Eukaryota, Metazoa, Mollusca, Cephalopoda, Octopoda, Octopodidae.
AUGCUCCACCAAGGAGAUCUGGCUCCAAAUGCAGAGAAAUUAGCAUCGUUUCCAUCUCAAUUAAUAUUUUGGUGGCUAAAAGGAUUAUUUGUGAAAAGUUUCAAGCAUGAAUUAAAGGAUGAUGACAUGUGGGAACCACAUCCACGGAAUUUGUGCAGUCAAGUGGUGAAGACAUUUUUGAAUGAAUGGAGUUUGAAAUUAAACGCUAUGAGAUGGAAGCAAAUGUCAUAUGACUCAACGUCUGGAGAUGAAGUGGAAAAAUGUUAUCAGGUACAACAGAGGAAAGAACCAUCACUAACCUUGGUCCUAUUGCGGCUCUAUAUGUUUGACAUUCUUAAAACAUGUCUGCUAAAGUUUAUCUAUGAUAUCCUAUUGUUCGUCAGUCCUCAAGUAAUGAGCUUCUUGAUAGCAUUCAUUGACAGUAAGGAGCCAAGCUGGAAAGGUUACACAAUUGCGGUUUUCCUUUUGGCUAUGAAUAUCAUACAAACUAUAUCUUUACAGCAUGCUUUGUAUAUUUCUACCAAUCUUGGACUCAUCUUAAAACAAGCCGUGACAUCCACAAUUUUCCGCAAGGCCCUUACCCUCAAAUGCAGCUCAUUAAAGGCAACAUCUGUUGGAGAGACUGUUAACUUGAUGUCAGUGGACUGCCAACGUUUCCAGGACACUUUCCCUUUUUUCUAUUUAUUGAUUUCUGCCCCUUUCCAGAUGAUAUUAAGUCUCUAUUUCCUCUACCAGCAACUUGGUGCAGCCAUAUUUUCUUCUCUGGUUGUUCUGUUUUGCUUCAUACCAAUCAGCACCAUAAUUUUAAAGAAGAUGAAUCAUUACUUGGAAAAGGUGAUGGUAAUCAAGGACAAACGGAUUAUAUUCAUGAAUGAAGUGCUAAAUGGAAUGAAGGUCCUUAAACUGUAUGCUUGGGAACCAAGUUUUGAACAGAAGGUUAAUGAGAUUCGAAAAGAAGAGAUAAAGUUUUUACGGAGAGUUGCUUAUUUGAAAAUAUGUUCAGAAGUCUGCUGGAAACUUGCUCCAUUCCUGAUAAUAUUUGCCACUUUUACUACAUAUGUAUUAUCAUCAGAAGAUCAUAAACUAGAUCCACAGAAAACCUUUGUAUCACUGGCCCUGUUCAACCUCCUAAAGGCACCUAUAAACUACUUUUCAAUGCUGCUUAGUUUUUUCGCUCAGCUGAUAGUCUCAAUUAAAAGAGUACAAAAAUAUUUGUGCACAGAUGACUUGAUACCAAUGAAUGUCUCAAAUAAAACAAAAACAGAUGCUGCAGUUGCUAUUAGAGAUGGAAGGUUUUCGUGGGAUGUCUCAGAUGCCAAUAGUUUUCAAUUAAAAGAUAUCAACAUCACAAUACCGAAGGGUCAACUAGUGAGCAUUGUGGGUUCUGUUGGCACUGGUAAAAGUUCUUUGGCUUCUGCCAUUCUUGGAGAAAUGGAUAAACUGAAUGGAACCAUCGAUAUUGAAGGUAGUAUUGCCUAUGUUCCACAAAGGGCCUGGAUACAGAAUAACACCUUGAAAAACAAUAUACUUUUCAACCAAGAAUACAAUAAACCCAGUUUCUACAGUGUGAUAACAGCAUGUGCCUUGCAUUCAGACAUUGAUACAUUACCUAGUGGAGUUGAAACGGAAAUUGGAGAAAAGGGUGUGAAUCUGAGUGGAGGUCAACAGCAGCGUGUCUCCCUGGCACGAGCUGUCUACAAUGAUGCUGACAUCUACAUCCUUGAUGACCCUCUAAGUGCUGUUGACUCCCAUGUUGGGAAACACAUCUUCAACAAAGUCAUUGGACCUAAUGGAUUGCUUAAGAAUAAGACUCGUAUUCUAGUGACUCAUGCCAUCCAGUGGCUGCCCCAGGUUGACUGCAUAUUGGUGAUGGAUGAAGAAGGCAGGAUAUCAGAACAAGGCACUUAUGAGGAACUUGUGGAACAUGAGGGGGCUUUUGCUGAGUUUCUUGAACGACACCUGAACAAGAAUGAAGAUGCUGAAGAGGAAGGUUAUGAUGGGACUGAAAUGAAAAAGAAGAUACGGGAGAGAGUUGGUUCCACAUGCUCCCUAACAGAAGACAAUCAAAAACUUGAGAAGAUUGCAAAGAGAUCAAGUGCCUUUCAAGAGACUCUUUCAAAGAAUAAUUCUGUUAUAGAAGCCUCAGCAUCACCAACAUCUCUAGACCUUCCUUUCAGAAAAUCAAGAAGUGAAAGUAUAAAAAAUCAAUUAUUAGGGAAAAUAAUUGAAACUGAAUCAAUUGAGACUGGAGAGAUCAAAGCGAAUGUCUACAUGAAAUACCUGAAAGCAGUCCGUUAUUUACCAUCCUUUUUCAUCCUAUUGAUGUACCUAUCCUACCAAGCACUGGAGAUCUUCUUUAAUAUAUGGUUAAGUUGGUGGUCAGAAGAUAGAUUUGGUAACAAAACUUCCUCUGUAAAUAACAUCAAUGGCAGCAGCAGGCAGCAUGAUAAUUUUGAUCUUUACAUUGGAGUUACUGGUGGCCUUGGACUGGGUGAAGGUUUGUGCAUUUUCCUUUGCACCUCGCUGCUAAUGUUGUCCUUACUGAAUGCUGCUAAUUCACUGCACAAGGAUCUGCUACACAACAUUCUCCACUGUUCCAUGACAUUUUUCGACAAAACACCAAUCGGCCGCAUCCUAAACAGAUUCUCAAAAGACAUCGACACUGCCGACACAGUGUUACCAAACACUAUGUCACACUUCAUCGACUUUUUCUUCAUCAUUUUCAACAGUUUCCUGCUCAUCACUUAUACAACACCAAUAUUCACCAUCUAUUUUGUACUCAUUGUCAUAGUUUUCUAUUCAGUGCAGAGAGUCUUCUUACCAAUUACAAGACAACUACAUCGUCUUGAAUCAGUGACACGUUCCCCAAUUUACAGUCUGUUUGGAGAGACCCUGAUGGGAGCUGUCAGUGUUCGAGCCUACAAGAAAGAGCAGGAACUCAUAGACAAACUGGAGAAACACUUGGACAGCAACUUCACCUACAGUUAUGCCUAUGUAGCUUCUUCCAGAGGAUUGGGGAUUUGCCUUGAUUUCAUCAGUCAUUUCACUGUGUUUAUUUCCAUUGUGCUGGGAAUUGCCAACCGGGACAACAUGACAGGUGCUUCUUUUGGUCUAUCCAUGAGCAGUGCUUUAAAGUUGUCUGUAUUUCUGGCUUGGUUUGUGAAAGUUCUCUCCGAGAUGGAAACUCACAUCGUCUCAGUCGAGAGAAUUGAUGAAUAUACCAAAACAGAAAAUGAAGCAGCGUGGGUCACAGACCAUCGUCCUGACCCUUCCUGGCCACAAGAAGGUAACAUAGACUUUGAGAACUUUGAUUUACGCUAUCGGCCAGGGUUGGAGCUUGUCUUGAAGGGCAUCACAUGUCACAUUAAAGGAGGAGAGAAGAUUGGAAUUGUUGGCCGUACAGGGGCUGGAAAAUCUUCUCUCACCGUGUCUUUGUUCCGAUUGAUAGAGGGAGCUGGAGGAACAAUAGUCAUUGAUAAUGAACCUAUAGACAAACUUGGCCUCCAUGACCUACGAUCUCGAAUUACCAUCCUACCUCAGGACCCAGUUUUGUUCUCGGGAAGUAUUCGAAUGAACCUCGAUCCCCUUAACAAAUACACAGACGAUCAGAUCUGGCAGGCACUGCAUGUGGCUCACUUGAAACCCUUUGUUCUUGCUUUACCUUCACAGCUUGAAUACAGGUGUGUUGAAGGUGGACAAAAUCUCAGUGUUGGUCAACGCCAGUUAAUGUGCCUGGCUAGAAGUGUCCUGAAGAAGACCAGAAUCCUUGUCCUUGAUGAAGCAACUGCAGCUGUAGAUAUGGAUACAGAUGACUUAAUACAGAAAACCAUCAGGAAUGAAUUUAAGAACACCACCAUACUGGCAAUUGCUCACAGACUCAAUACUAUUUUAGAUUACGACAAGGUCAUGGUUCUUGAUGCUGGUAAAUUAGUAGAGUUUGGAAAACCUGAAGCACUCUUAAAGGAUCCUGACUCACUGUUCUAUGGAAUGGUGAAGGAUGCUGGAUUGCAGGCUUGAUUAAACAAAUGUUUUAAAGCCUCUGAUUGAAACAUCUUUAAUCAUCAAUCACACCUGAACCAGCAAACCUAUAAUUAUUAUUCCAUCCAUGACAUCCCUGUCAUUUUAGGGGUAUCUAUGGCUAUAUUAUGCACUGUGUCCUUCUAUUAGUUUUAAAAAUAGUAAAACUGAAGACAAUUAGUGGCAUCAGUCUUACUGGUUUUCAUUGCUUUGCAAAGCAUUCCUUUACUUGGACUAAAUCAAUAAAAAAAACUUACAAAAA